Molecule: messenger RNA, 3482 nt
Organism: Phaedon cochleariae (mustard beetle)
Lineage: Eukaryota; Metazoa; Arthropoda; Insecta; Coleoptera; Chrysomelidae
Source: the annotation of a GenBank genome assembly
AACCUAACUUGCUUUCAGCUUGUCCUGUUGUUGGUUGUUUCAUUCAGUUCACUUUAGGAUAUCUGUUGAAAUGGGCCGGAAAUGUAGCGUUGAGGGCUGCUUAUCGGACUCCGGCAGACAAGAAGAUAUUGGUGUGACAUUCCAUAAAGUUCCACCUCAUUCUGAUGUCAGACCCAAGUGGAUGUCUCUAUGCAGAAUUCCUGAUGACAAGAAAUUGACUAAAGUUAUAUACAUAUGUUCAAGGCACUUCCUAAGGGCAGAUUUCUGCAAUUUCAAAGGCAAAAAGUAUAUGUUGAGACAAGGUGUCUUACCCAGUGUAUUUCCUUGGGAUAAAUCAAAAUUAGAGGCUAUCAAAGCUGAGGCUAAAAAAGAAAAACACUCAGAUGUGAAAGAUGAGGUGGACACCAGUUUCAUUAAAAAUGAGAAUGCUGAGAGUUCUAUGGAAUUUAAGGAAGAGCCACUUGAUAAUAUUGAUAUUGAGAGUCAAAUACCUCAUUGUGAAAUAAAAGUGGAAUCUAAAGAAAAACUAGAUGGGUUGGAAAAGAACAAACUUGGUGGAAAAUCCUCCACACCAAUCAAUUUUGUUAUAAACACAAGAAUUGAAGCUUUGGACUUCAACAAUGACUGGUUCCCAGCUAAAAUUGUGGAAGUGGAUUAUGAAGAAAAUGAGGUGCUUAUUCAUUUUGAAAAGUUUUCUAGCAAAUAUGAUGAAUGGAUUUCCAUGAAUAGUUCUCGUUUGAGACCAAUACAAGCUAGCUCUAGAAAGAUGGGUCCCACAGAGAAGUAUCUUGUUGGUGAAAGAUGUCUAGCUGCUUGGAGUGAUUCUCGCAAGUUUCCUGCUACUAUUACAAAAGUUAUGGAAAAUGAUAUUUACGAAGUACUGUUUGACGAUGGUUUUGUCAAAACCUUGAAAGCACAUCGCAUAAGCAAGUCUCAAGGUAAGGUCUUGCAAUCUUCUCCUUUAUUUGAUCCCGUCAAAGGUAGCAAGCAAGAUCGUAGAGAAAAGAAACGUAAGAUCAACGUGUCCGCACUAUUUAGGAAAAGAGUUAAGCUAGACCACUCAGGAGAAAAACCGAAGCGGGCUCAAGAACCUCCGAUCGAUCGGGAGCUGAAACCUCAAGAUGUUCAGGAACAGCAAGAUAUUGCAGAUGCAACAUUAUCUGCUGAAAGUAUUCGAGAUUGGAAACCAAGCUGGUUGAAUGGUAAACCGGUUGGUAUACCAUCAAGUUUGAUCACCAUAGAUGGCCCGAAAUCUUCGGUGAUAGUACCAGAUCCUCGUUUGCCUGAAGGCUGGGAUAAACACCUACUCCGUAGGACUAAGGGUACUGAUGCUGCACGUAAAUGGGAUACUGUAAUAACCAGCCCGGAUAGUAAGAAAUUUAGAUCGAAAACUGAUGUAGUGAAAUAUUUGGCGAUCCAUCCAGAUGCAGGCGUUACCGAAGAUAUGUUCGAUUUCUCUCUGGUAUCAAAGAGAAAGAAAAAGAAUAAUAAUAAUGCUACCCCUGCUAAACCGCCUGAACCUGUGGUCCAGCCUGAAUUGCCUGUUCCUGAAGAACCACCUCAAGUUGAGGAAGAGAUAGUGAAAGAAGAAAACCCAAAUGCUUUGAAAAUUCUUUUCGAAGAUGAUGCUUAUAAAUGUCCGAUAGAAGGUUGUGGUAAAACUUUUAGGAGGGAAAAUUUGGCGCAGAUGCAUGUCAAGCAUUAUCACCCUGAGUAUACGAAGUUUUUGGAUUCUACACCGAAUGUGGCCGAUCUAGCCUACGCUCGAACUGUUGGUGAAAAUUUAGACAAGUCUCCAGGACCUACCAAACCGCCACCUCUGAAACCAGUCGCCAGAGGAACGCCGAAGACCUCAAAACAACCCAGCUCGCCGGUUUCCGAGAUUCAAGAACUCAAACCUGUAGGCAAACCGAAAACACCGGCUCCCCUGCCAAAAAACAAAGAUUCCGAAAUAAUCAAGCUGCUGAACUCUAAGCCCUUCGAAGAGGAAAAUCCGGAGCCUAUCCAACCGUUGCCUUCUGGUUUGCCCGUGGACAUGUAUCCCGACAUCAAGCUGAAGGAUCUUCUGACCAAGGCGGAAGGGGUGCCAAACAAAGAGGAUGUGAAUAUGAAGAGUCUUUGUGCUACAAGGCCCGCGUCUGGAAUCAAAACUUUGCUGCCCGUUCACAGACAUCCUAAUGUGGAAAAUUCUCCAGUGAAUACUGCUCCUAUGGAGGACAUCCCCAAACACGCGGGAAGACGUAAGCGCGGCUACACCGAAAACGUCGAAAUCGUCAAAGUGAAUCCUGCUCCUAUGGAGGAUACCCCCAAGCACCCGGGCAGACGUAAGCGCGGCUACACCGAAAACGUCGAGAUCGUCAAAGGUAAAGACCCCCACCACGUCCAACCACACCCAUCCUCACCCUCACCACUCCCACAAACCACGCCCACUCCGACACAGGACACCCCUCUUCCCGCUUCCGACCCUGUCCCUCCCCCUAACGACGUUAUCAUUGAAGGCGGCGAAGUGAUCAAGAUCGUUAGAAUGAAGCAGGAGGAGAUCAUCAACUGCACGUGCGGGUUCACCGAGGAAGAUGGAUUGAUGAUACAGUGCGAGUUGUGCCAGUGCUGGCAGCACGCAUACUGUAACAACAUUGAGAGGGAGAGUCAGGUUCCGGAUAAAUAUGUAUGCUACAUUUGUCAAAAUCCUCUGAGAGAACGGCUUUCCAGAAAAUUUUAUCACGAUCAAGAUUGGAUGAAACAAGGUGUUCUACCUGUGGGUAGUUAUCAUAUUAGAGAUAAUGAGGCAUUGCAGAAGAGAUUUGAAAAACUCAAGAAAUGUCACGAUAUGUCGGGCGGAUUGCAAGAGUUGCGAGAGUACUUGCACAAUUUGAGUGUAAAGAUGAAAAUUGCCGAAGCGAAAAAUCACCCCAAGCUGUAUUUGUGGUCGAAACCCUGGGCCAAGAAAUCGCUGCCCGAGAAAGCCAAACCCGAGGACCAUGAGCCCGCUCCGAAACUCGAAAGCGACGGAGACUACCUGAAGUCUGAGCUGAACAAAGAAGACUCUUCCAACGAGAACUCCAUGCUGAUGAUGAUCCUGAAGGCCGGCAAGGAGGUCAUGCCGAAGAUCGACCUUAACUCGCUGAUGGACACGAAUGGUCCGAUGAUUCCGCAACCGGAGGCGGCUAUUGAUUCCACCGAUUGUCGGUUGAAUCUUCUGGAGCACAUCAUCCACCAGGAGUCGCUGGUUGAGGAACGGCUGGACGAUUACGAGAAGCAAAUCGAGGCUCUGGAGGAGGGCAUGAACAUGGAGGUCGAUGAGGAUUAUCCGAGGACCAGGCAGACUCUGCAGAUGCUGAUGAGGGAUUUGGAUACUUUGAAGGAGUUUAGUCAUUGUACUAGUAUUUAGUUGAACCUGGUUGAGAUAUAUUUUUGUUAUGACGCUUAUUAAUUACGUGUUUUUUUAAAGAGCUUUAAUACGAAUUACAUUCAUGCAAUUUUUC